This is a messenger RNA of Zalophus californianus (California sea lion), 961 nucleotides long. It is a transcript of the gene TMEM134, whose product is annotated as transmembrane protein 134. NCBI's taxonomy places the organism in Eukaryota, Metazoa, Chordata, Mammalia, Carnivora, Otariidae. The coding region runs from base 102 to 689 and encodes 195 amino acids. The record is from RefSeq and is a predicted model, not a curated record. The transcript has 7 exons.
UACGGCCCGGGGCGGGGCCUGCGUGCGGGGGCGGGACCGCGGCGCUAGGGGCAGGCGGGCGCCGAUGGCGGCGGCGAGGGGCACCUGAGCGGGCCGGGGCCAUGAGCGCCACCCGGCCCCAGUUCAGCAUCGAUGACGCCUUCGAGCUGUCUCUGGAGGACGCGGGCCCGGGGCCCGAAUUCAGCGGGGUCGCCCGCUUCGGGCCGCUGCACUUCGAGCGCCGGGCCCGGUUCGAGGUGGCCGACGAGGACAAGCAGUCCCGGCUGCGCUACCAGAACCUGGAGAACGAUGAGGACGGAGCCCAGGCCUCUCCGGAGCCGGAUGGGGGAGUCAGCACCAGGGAUUCCAGCCGAACGUCCAUCCGCAGCUCCCAGUGGUCCUUCAGCACCAUCAGCAAUAGCACCCAGCGCUCCUACCAUGCCUGCUGCAGCUGGACUCAACACCCUUUGAUCCAGAAGAACCGCCGGGUAGUGCUGGCCUCCUUCCUGCUCCUGCUGCUGGGGCUGGUGCUGAUCCUGAUCGCCGUGGGACUGGAGGUGGCCCCCUCGCCAGGUGUCUCCAGCGCCAUCUUCUUCGUGCCCGGCUUCCUGUUGUUGGUUCCCGGAGUCUACCACGUGAUCUUCAUCUACUGCGCGGUCAAGGGCCACCGGGGCUUCCAGUUCUUCUACCUGCCCUACUUCGAGAAGUGAGCCGUGGGCGGGCGGCCGGAAACCAGCCUCGUCUCCGAGCGGCCCCAGGGGGCGCUCCUCGGGUCCGCCCCGCUCUGGUUCCCUCAUCUCCAGGGAAGAACUCCGGGACCCGGGAGCCCCCAACCCCCUCGGAAGUUUGCUCAGGAAGUUUGCCCAAUACCCAGGCCUGGAAAAGUCGCCCCUGGCCUGUUCUGUGCCUUAACUUAUUCUCGGGCCCUGGGGCUGCUGGGUUGGUGGUGUUUUGUGCUAAUAAAAGAAUGUACUUCUUUCCA